Molecule: messenger RNA, 1110 nt
Organism: Diaporthe batatas
Lineage: Eukaryota; Fungi; Ascomycota; Sordariomycetes; Diaporthales; Diaporthaceae
Exons: 1
Coding region: 1-1110 (369 amino acids)
Biological process (GO): mRNA export from nucleus; mRNA processing
Cellular component (GO): THO complex part of transcription export complex
Source: RefSeq, a predicted model, not a curated record
AUGUCGUCCUGGCAGCUCCUCGACCCGGAGGAGGAGAACGAGAUCCACAAGUCGCGCCUCUUCAGCGUUGAAGAGCGGCCCUUCAAGCGUAUCACCAAGCGGCUCUCCACCAUCAAUGGCCUCGCCAACUCCAAGAUCCGACAGACGGUCACACCUCCGCCCGACGCCACAAACGCCAGCAACGGCGAGGACGGCAGCGCCUCCGAGGCAGUCGACUUUGCGCAGCUCAAGGAGGACAUCACGUUUGACUUUGCAGCCUUCGACUACACGAUCGGCCGGCUGCAAUUCCUCCAGACCGCCAAUGCCCAGCAGCGCGACAAGUACGCCGUCGAGCGGGGCACCAUCCUCGACACCUGCGCCAAGGUCAAGGACAACACGGCGCAGCUGAGGGUGCAGCUCGCCGCCGCACAGGCCACGCGGGCGCAGAGGCUACAGUGGGACGCGCUGGCACGCAAGAUCAACGACAACAAGGCGCUGCAGGAGCGGCCCAAGGCGACGGCGGCGCUGGAGAAGCUGGAGGAGGAGUGCAGGCAGCUCGAGGCGGAGAGCGAGCAGUACGCCGUCACGUGGAGGGAGAGGAGGGAACAGUUCAGCAGGAUCAUGGACGAGAGCAUGAGGCUGCGCCGACUGAUCCGCGAUGAGAAGGAGGAGGUCGAGCGGCGGGAGGGCAUGGACGAGGACGGGAGCGGCGAGGGCGAGGGCGCGGCGGAUGGGCACACACCACGGCCUGGUAGCGCAAGUGGGAAUGCGACGCCGCGACCCGACGGGACCGGGGUGGCGUCCGCCGUGCCGAAGGGUCUCGGGGAUAGUGGGGAUGCGACCCCGCGGCCGAUGUCUGUGGGUGGACGGACACCGAUGCGGGACAGCCCGGCCCCGAGCACUGCGGACGGGCUCAAGCCGAGACCUGAGAUUUCGGGGAACUUGUCACAGUCUGGCAGCCGGUCGGGGAGCCGGGAGCCAUCACCUUCCAGGAGCGCCGAGCCCGACCCGCGCCAGCCUGAGGGUGAGGAUGUCGAGAUGGGCGAGACGCCACGCGAGGACCUGGCUUCCACGCCGCAGAUUACCGUCGACGGCCAGAAUGUUGAGGACAAGAUGGAUACGUCGUCGUGA